AUGGGCGACAGCAUAGCGUUGUACUAUGCUCCACUAUUUUUUGAGGGAAUCGCAUACAACUGCUUAUUUCUGUUAUCAUUCUUCAUGAGCAUCAACCGAUUUCUAUUGUUUAUAUUUCCUCGAGCACACAACAAACUCUUCACAUAUUGGGGGACACGAAUAAUGUCAUUGUUUAUUUGGAUUUAUGUGUUCAUUUUUAUUGGAUUGUCGAAUCUAUAUGGAUGUCGCAAACAGUUCGCUAAGGAUGGUUCGUUGAACAGUUUCAAUAAUAACAGCCAGUUUUACUUCUGGUACAACUGCAGCAACAGAAUCCCAGGGAAGUUUCAUUAUAAUGACUUCAUGAAUAUUCAAUCGUAUUUUAUUCCGGCUGCUAUGAUUACAAUGUACUUGAUUGUCUACGUAGCCAUUAGGUUUUCUUUACGAGGAACUACGAAGAACGAGUUUCCUCCAAAAAAGAGCUCAGAUAUCUUAUACAGGUAG
Cooperia oncophora is the source of this 480-nucleotide messenger RNA. NCBI's taxonomy places the organism in Eukaryota, Metazoa, Nematoda, Chromadorea, Rhabditida, Trichostrongylidae. The record is from the annotation of a GenBank genome assembly.